ACAUGCGUGUCCGCUAGAAAAGCCUCAGACUCUUACCACUCUUUCUCUCUCUCUCUCUCUAUGUCUUGAAACCGAAGUGCCUCAAAAUUAGCUCCUUUUCCACUCUGAAUCACUCUAUUUAUAUUGGGUCUUUCCUCCAGCUCCUUCUGAGUUUCUGGUAUUGAAUUGAGUUCAGAAGAGGUCAUAGAUACAAGACAUGUCUGGUGUUGAGUCUGGUGACCACCACAACAUCAAAGGGGUACCAACUCAUGGUGGACGCUACAUUCAGUACAAUAUCUAUGGCAACCUCUUCGAAGUUUCCAGAAAGUAUGUCCCUCCUAUUCGCCCUGUGGGUAGAGGUGCUUAUGGUAUUGUUUGUGCUGCUGUAAAUGCGGAGACAGGAGAGGAAGUUGCCAUUAAGAAGGUUGGCAAUGCAUUUGACAACAGAAUAGAUGCCAAGAGGACCUUACGAGAAAUUAAACUUCUUCGGCACAUGGAUCAUGCAAACAUUAUGUCUAUUAGAGAUAUUAUACGACCUCCUCAGAAGGAAAACUUCAAUGAUGUAUACCUUGUUUCCGAGUUAAUGGACACAGAUCUCCAUCAAAUAAUACGUUCCAAUCAACCACUGACUGAUGAUCAUUGUCGGUAUUUUCUGUAUCAAUUGCUUCGAGGACUCAAAUAUGUACAUUCAGCAAAUGUGUUGCACCGUGAUCUAAAGCCUAGCAAUUUGCUAUUGAAUGCCAAUUGUGACCUCAAGAUUGCCGAUUUUGGCCUUGCUAGAACUACAUCUGAAACUGAUUUUAUGACUGAGUAUGUGGUCACUCGAUGGUACCGAGCUCCUGAAUUGCUUCUUAAUUGUUCAGAAUAUACCGCAGCCAUUGAUAUAUGGUCUGUUGGUUGCAUACUUGGAGAAAUCAUAACAAGACAACCACUCUUUCCUGGCAAAGAUUAUGUUCAUCAGCUGAGACUGGUCACUGAGCUGAUUGGUUCACCCGAUGAUGCAAGCCUUGGAUUUCUACGAAGUGAUAAUGCUCGUAGAUAUGUAAAACAGCUUCCCCAGUAUCCAAAGCAAAACUUUUCUGCUAGAUUUCCCAACAUGUCUCCUGGUGCUGUUGAUUUGCUGGAGAAGAUGCUUAUCUUUGAUCCUAACAGGCGUAUUACAGUUGAUGAGGCAUUGAGCCACCCAUACAUGGCACCUCUCCACGACAUCAAUGAGGAACCUGUUUGCACUAGACCCUUCAGUUUUGACUUUGAGCAACCGUCAUUCACUGAAGAAGAUAUCAAGGAACUCAUCUGGAGAGAAUCUGUGAAGUUCAAUCCUCAUCCACCAGUCUACUGAGAUUUUGUUUUUAUGUUGUAUAUGCUUAGCGAAAUACCUGAUAACUAAUAUACGUUAUGACACUACUUUGGCAAGUUGCAGAGCACCACAGAACAUGAAACAUAUUGGACAUAUCUGAGGUUGUUGUGAGGUUUCUUUCAUUUCAGUCUCAUCUCAGAUUCUUGGAUAAUCAUAUUGUUGUACUGUACUGAGGAAAGGAUCAGAAGAUGUGCAGCUUUACUCAGUUUUUCAGCUGAAUAUUCUUGAGCUCCAACUCCUUGUUGCACUUCUAUCCUUCAUUUUAGACUCCAGGACCGUGCACUGAACUCAUCUUGCCAGUUUUUCAUCAUUCACACCAAGAUAAAUACACAACUUUUCAUUUGUGUGGACAGACAUUAUCCCAUGUUCCCAUUGUAUGACAUAAAAUGUAAUGGUUUGUUAGUAUUCGAAUAAUUUAAAAUAAUUUAAAAAAUUUCUUAAGUCA
Vigna unguiculata (cowpea) is the source of this 1781-nucleotide messenger RNA. Its product is annotated as mitogen-activated protein kinase homolog MMK2. NCBI's taxonomy places the organism in Eukaryota, Viridiplantae, Streptophyta, Magnoliopsida, Fabales, Fabaceae. Gene Ontology annotation, molecular function: MAP kinase activity; ATP binding. The record is from RefSeq and is a predicted model, not a curated record. Gene Ontology annotation, biological process: protein phosphorylation.